This is a messenger RNA of Teleopsis dalmanni, 1971 nucleotides long. RefSeq lists its product as uncharacterized. The record is from RefSeq and is a predicted model, not a curated record. Bases 1 to 1914 code for a protein of 637 amino acids. The transcript has 5 exons. Lineage: Eukaryota; Metazoa; Arthropoda; Insecta; Diptera; Diopsidae.
AUGAAGCUGAAAAUAAAUAUUAGUCAUCACGUUAAAGAUGAGCUUAAACAAAAAAAGGCCAUUACAAAAUGCCUUAUCAACAAAAUCUUAUAUUCAAAACGUUUACUAGUUGAACAUGUCGAGGCGCUGGAACAUUGCUUAAUGUACAUGGAAGAUAAUCCGGCGUAUAAGGAUGUGGUAGACACUCAAAAUAAUAACGUAGGUACGGUUAAGGAUAAACAACUUGCCAAUGAUAUAUUCACAGCACGUAAUACAUGCGCUUUAAUUGGUGGGACAAUUUUGGAGCAUUUCGUCACACCAAAAUAUUUGCGGUUCACCUUAUUGCCGACUUUGUUGCUAACUAGUGGCUUCACAGCCAUGUACAUGGUAAAGAAUGUAUUUGUAUUUCGAAAUAAAAUUGUGGAACGGGAAUUGGAUAAUUUAAUACGCACCAUUGAUGAGUUUGGCAACUGCAUAAGACGCAAUAUGACGUAUUUUAAUGAAAUUAUUAUAAUGAAACCGGAGGAAUUAAUUGAAUCACGUCAAAUAGAACGCGCUUGGGACUGCAUAACAUCUACGAAGGAAGUUACAGAAAUACUUUAUGAUGCAAUACGUAAGCUGGAAAUCACAUAUCCAAUCCCAGCUAAGUUUUCACAACAUUAUUCACCCAUCGAAGAAUUACGAGAGUGUGAAUAUUUUAAAAAUAAUGUCACAGAUUAUAGCCCAAAGCAUAUAAAGGAUUUUCACAAUAUAUUUGCUUACAUACAAUCACAGUUCCUUUUACGUUUGGCUUUAACCAUAACCACUUACCCAUCUAUCAGUCGUUUAAAUGCGGAGCUAGUAAAAAUAGAUUGUCUUAUACGACAAUUAGUUUUAGAGGAGGAGAAUCAUUUUAAAAACUUAUCCAUUGAAUUGAAUAAAAAGAAGCAACAAGAGCUUGAAACACUUAACAGCACAAAGUGCGUUAAGAAUCGUAAUGACCCCAUAGCAGUGCUGCAGGACUCCUCCCUAAAACUCAGUGCCUGUAUGGUGGCUGUAGCAGGUGAAUGUCAGGCUUUAGAUGUAACCUUACAACAACUUAAUGCAACCGAAGCGGAAAAAAAAGAUAAUGCCAAGCAAUUACUACAAGUCGCAAAUAAUAUGCAUGGUAUUGAGAACGCUUUAUCUGUGUGCUUUGAUGAUUUCCAACGCUUAAUGUUGAUGUACAACAAAUUUCUUAAUAGCAAAAUUAUUGAUGAGAACAACAAGAGCGCAAUAAAUAGCAAUGCUGUAGCAGAUGAUGAAUUUCCAGAAAGUAUACUCCGUGUAGAAAUAUCUGAAAAUGAUAAUGAAGCAGCUAAAACUGAUGAUUUCUAUGCUUAUAUGUAUGAUGAGCAACAAGCAAAAGCUGAAGAGAAAGAGGAAGCUGCAGAGAAGCAAGAAACAAAUAAAAAUGCGCAAGAAAUGGAAAUAUUAAAUUUUGAAAAGCGUAUAACUAAAGGAAAAUUUCGUCCAGUGUUAAAACAAUUAAAGGAUCGUAUUGAUCCUAUUCGAGAGUCAAUGCUGCAAAAAGAACGUGAAGUAUUAGCUGCUAAAGGUAUCAAUGUUGAUCAAUUAUUGGAUAAUGCAGGCACAACAACAUCAACAACUAAGACGAAAAAAGUUACUAUAUGUGAUAAGCCAAUUGAAAAUCCAGCUCAACAAAAGUAUCUUAACCAAGUUAGUCGUAAUGAUGAUAACGAUGCUGAUAGUGAAGAGAGUGAUAGUGGUAGUGUAGGCUCAGCUGAUUUGGAAUACGAGCGACGUAAGAAAAUUCUUAAGGAACAGGAUAAUUAUGCUGAGGUACGAAAUUUUCUGGCACAAAAACAAGCCAUCAGUUUAUUUAAGUUGGAUAUUGCGACACAAUUGCCUACACAAGCAACCGGUAAAGAGGAUAUUCUAGAGAGUGAAUGUUAAAAUAUAUACACUUUCUUCUUUUAAAAGAAAUAUUCUCACAUAAUUGCUAAAAAGCAA